AUGGACAAUUCUGGUUCCGGACGUCGGCGGUUAGGUACAGUUGCAGGUGGAGGCUCGUGGCUUCUGAGCUUGAUGGGCCGGACUCAAGCCACACCUUCCCCCCCGACACCCCAGCUGUCCAGUGCGGAUGCAACCAGAAAGGCGCAGGCGCGAGCCAACUGGACGCCUGAGCAAGUGGCGGCGGAUCGAGCAGCAGCUGCAGCGCGAUGGGCAGAUGCGCGAGCCAACCGGACACCUGAGCAGGUGGCGGCAGACCAAGCAGCAGCUACUGCUCGGUGGGCGCGGUGGUCGGAAGCACGAGCCAACCGAACGCCUGAGCAAGUGGCCACGCAUCGAGCAGCACAUGCAGCUCGGGUAGCGGAGGUGCGAGCCAACCGAACGCCUGAGCAAGUGGCGGCAGACCAAACAGCGGACGCAGCUCGAAAGCAUCAAGCCCGUGCAAUUCGGCAACAGUCAUCUGAGGAGCACACACCACAACGCACCCGCCACAGCAGGGGUAGCCUUGUGGAGGCAGUUUUAAAUGCUGCCUUCUGGGUGUUCAGGCGGCCGACAAACCCCACCAAGCCUCGUAUGGGUGCCUGGUUAGACAGCAGUACAGCUUCAUGGCCGGAACAUGUGCAAGAUGUUCCUGCGGGUCAGCCUCUGCCCACUGUUCCUCUAGCGGAACAGAUCCGAGUCGCCGAACAGCUUGAUGCCGCUGUCAAAAACAACAUGCCAUCCUGUGUCUGCGCCUGCUGCAGCGAGAUGAAGUCCGCGGUACAGGCACACGGCUACCGGUUUGGUGACAUCCCCAACGUGCACCAGUUGCGAGCAGAUGUUUGGAGGAUGCUGGCAGUGGCGCGUCCAGCUCAAGUCGUCGCAUGGCUACCAGUGGCGGCCGCACCAGGGGGCAGAACAACACCACCGCCCGAGCCAGCUUUGCCGUGGGGCUUCUGA
Volvox carteri f. nagariensis is the source of this 936-nucleotide messenger RNA. RefSeq lists its product as uncharacterized. The transcript is spliced from 2 exons. Lineage: Eukaryota; Viridiplantae; Chlorophyta; Chlorophyceae; Chlamydomonadales; Volvocaceae. The record is from RefSeq and is a predicted model, not a curated record. Bases 1 to 936 code for a protein of 311 amino acids.